Pipra filicauda (Wire-tailed manakin) is the source of this 1393-nucleotide messenger RNA. Its product is annotated as signal-regulatory protein beta-1-like. The transcript is spliced from 5 exons. The record is from RefSeq and is a predicted model, not a curated record. Bases 23 to 1378 code for a protein of 451 amino acids. NCBI's taxonomy places the organism in Eukaryota, Metazoa, Chordata, Aves, Passeriformes, Pipridae. Gene Ontology annotation, cellular component: plasma membrane.
GGAGUGAGACGUGGGGAUAUCCAUGGCUCCAGGGACAGAGGUGCUGCCUCUCACCUGCCUGAUGCUGCUCCUGCUCUGCAGAGCCCCGGGUGGAGGUGCCCAGGGGCGUGAGGACUUCAAGCUGCACCAGCCCCAGGACAAAGUGUCGGUGAAAGCAGGGGAGACACUCACUCUGAACUGCACCAUCUCUGGAUCCAGUGGUAUUGGUCCUGUGAAGUGGCUGAAGGGCUGGGGCAGUGGGAACAGGACCAUCUAUGCGGACACGGGCUCUGCUCCCCGUGUGACAAGAGCAGUGAACGGGUCAGACACAGACUUCACCAUCCACAUCAGGGAUGUUCAGCCCGAGGAUGUCGGCACCUAUUACUGCGUGAAGUUCACUCUGAUCCUGUUCAGGGUGAAUAAGGUGUUUCGGCGUGGAACUGGCACAGAGGUGUCUGUGCUCGCCCAACCCUCCCCCCCGAUCGUGUCUGGGCCCAACCAGAGAGCGGGGCCGGGGCAAUCGGUGGCUUUCAACUGCACAGCUGGAGGGUUCUUUCCCAAAGACAUCGGCGUGAAAUGGUUCAAGGACAGGGCCCCCAUCUCAUCUCAGCUGCCCCAGGUCACUGAAUGGCGGGAGAAAUCCUACAACAUGUCCAGCAGUGUGACAGUGGUCCUAGGGGAGGGUGACGUCCCCUCACGGCUCAUCUGUGAGGUGCAGCACUCCGCGUCACAGACCCUGCUGCGGGGGAUGUACCAGCUCAGCAGAGUCCUGAGAGUUUCCCCCAGUGUGGAUGUGAGCCCUGACCAGACGAGCCCCAUUGAGCUGAACAAGACUGUGAAAUUCACCUGCCACGUGAAGGGCUUUUACCCAGCAAAUGUGGCUGUUUCCUGGCUGGAGAAUGGGAUGAAGAUGAAGGUGCAGAACGACUCCCGGCCAUCGCUGUUGCGCCAGGGCUUGUUGGAGCUGAGGAGCCAGGUGGAGGUGCAAGCGACAGAGGAGAGGAACGGGUCCGUGUUCACCUGCCAGGUGGUACACGAUGGUCAGGCCCCUGUCAACCAGUCAGCCAUCCUGUGGAUCGCCAGCCCGGAUGAGAAGGGACCAAGCAAGUGGUCCCAGAUAAACAGUGGUGCGUCAAAGCUGGGUGGGGUGCCUGCCAGGGUGGCUGUAUGGUGUAACCCCCUGAGAAAGCUCAAAGUCCCAGAAGAGGCUCCUUGUGUGAACCUUUCAUCCAGCCUCCUCCUCCUGUGGCUUGGCAUGCUGCUGGAGAAGGGAAUCCUCGGUGGGGUCCUCUUCUUCCUCUUCAAGCGCACGAAGAAGGAAGCGCUGGGGAUGCUGACCUGUCCCACUGUUCCUCAAGGCGGGUCCCAGGGCUUGGCCACCACCAGCCAUGUCGUGUGAGCCCGGAAAUAAACG